Anopheles stephensi (Asian malaria mosquito) is the source of this 942-nucleotide messenger RNA. RefSeq lists its product as uncharacterized. The record is from RefSeq and is a predicted model, not a curated record. NCBI's taxonomy places the organism in Eukaryota, Metazoa, Arthropoda, Insecta, Diptera, Culicidae. The coding region runs from base 522 to 848 and encodes 108 amino acids. The transcript has 2 exons.
AGAUUGACUGUGAACUUGGGUGGUGUCCCGGUGGUGUCGAUGUGUUCUGGGCCGGCCGGCUACCGGGCACGGUUCUAGGUGCCCGGGAUAUCUCGUGCCAAUGUCAGCCAGUGCUAGAAAUGGACCUAGAAAUGUGCACCUAGAAAUGGUGCGCGAUUGAUUGUCGCGCGGCGUGCAACAGUUCUAGUGCACAUUUGCAAACUUACCCUGCCCCCGGAGCUGGACGGCUUGGGUGGAGUCGAUAUCCUGGCCAGAACCCCAUAAAAAUGGGUGGUUUGUUGUUGUGGUCUGUGUGUUUUUUGUUCAUAUCUACAAUGUCACAUUCUGGUUUUCUGUAGGUCGCCAACUGUUGUGCAGGCGGCCUUACCUAUUUCUGCCGUUGUUGUCUUCUAAUCAACGACCCAUGAAAACCACGGAAACUAAGCCACGGUAUAAAAGGCUAGGGACAAGAAGUUUGAAUUGUUACUUUAGCACAUUUCCUUGCACAGAACGGCAGUAAUCGCUGGGCAGCACACACCACGAUGGAGUUCCUCAGGCAAGUGCUCGGUAUUGCGCUGGCAGUAGGCAUCGUGUGUACGUUAGUGGGCUCGCUGGAUGCAUCGUUUCCGGGUCUUUCGCUCGAAGGAUGGCCCUACUAUUAUCCACUCGGACCCUGGCACGAUCAUACACCGGUGCAACCGUACUACGAACCCGUACCGAUCACACCCGUAGUGGCGGCUCAGCUGGCAGAGUAUCCGGGCGCCAUGUCAAUAGCGGCAACACGUGGCGCAAUCCACAUUGCACCACUGCCCGGUCACUCCGUGUCACAGUUCCAGUACAAUCUGGACGCACCACCUGGAACGUACUAAAGCAAAACAAAAAAGCCAAACAACUACACUGUUCACUUAAAAAUUAGUCAAUAAACAGAGCUGUAUUUCUCGCAAGUACACUAUCCCACCGGAA